UCGUGAAGGAAGCACUGCUGUCACUAUCUCCUGCAAGCACGCUGCUGCAAAACAUGAGCGCUUCUGCUGUCGUGCGAAGGUUAGCGGCUCUUUCAGGAGCCUCUGCAGUGGCAGCAGGGGCAUACGGGGCUCACGGUUUCAAAGACAAAGACCCCGAUGACUACCAGAGAGUGCUCUAUGAAACGGCCAACAAGUACCACUUCUAUCACAGCCUGGCCCUGCUGGGCGCCGCCCACUCCGGCAAACCUGUCGUGGCCGGUACCCUCCUGAUAGCCGGCAUGGGGAUGUUCUGCGGCGCUCUGUACCACCAGGCUCUGACGGGGGACCCCGGUCUACGAAAAGUGGCCCCCAUGGGUGGCAUGGCGAUGAUCGCCGGCUGGCUGGCCAUGAUCCUCUGAAGUGCGACGGCUCACGUCGUCUCCACAUGUGACACUAGACGGGAUGAACCGGACAGCUCCAGCAGGGGGGGCCCUGAAGGGACCGCAGGGUCUUCAGGGUCUGGACGUCCACAUCUGUUUCUGACUGUUGCGUUUAAUCGGACAAGUAAAAGAAUGUGUUGAAUUUCUUACCUGAGUUUUUUGUUGUGGGUUAUUUUUAGUGAUGUCCUUUUCAGACUGGAAGGGAAAUUAAAUUAAUCAAUAUGCCAUUUUUCUUUAUGUUUGUUUCCCGUUGACAUUAAGAAUGAUUAUGAACAGUG
Cololabis saira (Pacific saury) is the source of this 697-nucleotide messenger RNA. RefSeq names its product transmembrane protein 256 (gene tmem256). NCBI's taxonomy places the organism in Eukaryota, Metazoa, Chordata, Actinopteri, Beloniformes, Belonidae. Bases 54 to 398 code for a protein of 114 amino acids. The transcript has 4 exons. The record is from RefSeq and is a predicted model, not a curated record.